CACAAAAACAAAGAAAUCAAAAAAGACUAACUCCCCAAAUGAGAUUGAUAAUUCAAAGGAAGAAAACCAAAUCUUUAAAGAUAUCCAAAACAACUGGAACACGUCUAAGCUUACUCCGCUUCAAUUAGAUCCGAGCGUGGAAGGAGCUCUUGAAGAUCAAAUCAUUAAGGAGAACAAGACCAAUCAUGAAGAAUUCAAGCAAACCCAUGUGGAAAGAAGUGCUGAUAACAUCUGCGGUACUCCUCAGCUCACCCCGUUUCAACAAGAUCCGAACGUGGAAGGAGCUCUUGAAGAUCAAAUCAUUAAGGAGAACAAUAUCCAUCAUGAAGAAUUCAAACAAACCCAUGUGGAGAGAAUUGCUCAUAACAUCUGCUAUACUCCUCAGCUUACCCCGUUUCAACAAGAUCUGAACGUGGAAGGAGCUUUUGAAUAUCAAAUAAAUAAGGAGAACAAGACCCAUUAUGACGAAUUCAAACAUACCCUUGUGGAAAGAAGUGCUGAUAACAUCUGCGGUACUCCUCAGCUCACCCCGUUUCAACAAGAUUCGAACGAGGGACGAGCUUGUGAUGAUCAAAUCAUUAAGAAGAACAAAACCCAUGUCUUAGAAUUGAAACAAAGAAAUAUUGAAAUGAGUGAUGCGAACCUCUCCCACACUCCUCAGUUUAACCAGCCUCAACAAGAUCUGAGCUUGGGACGAGCUUGUAAAGAUCAAAGAAUUCAGAAAAACCAGACCCAUGAAGAAAAAUUGAAAGAAAUAAUUAUUGAAAUGAGUGAUGCGAACAUCUCCCACACUCCUCAGCUUAUCCAGCUUCAACAAGAUCUGAGCUUGGGACGAGCUAGUAAAGAUCAAAGAAUUCAGAAAAACCAGACCCAUGAAGAAAAAUUGAAACAAAUAAUUAUUGAAAUGAGUGAUGCGAACAUCUCCCACACUCCUCAGCUUAACCAGCCUCAACAAGAUCUGAGUUUGGGACGAGCUUGUAAAGAUCAAAGAAUUCAGAACCAGACCCAUGAAGAAAAAUUGAAAGAAAUAAUUAUUGAAAUGAGUGAUGCGAACCUCUCCCACACUCCUCAGCUUAUCCAGCUUCAACAAGAUCUGAGCUUGGGACAAGCUUGUAAAGAUCAAAGAAUUCAGAAAAACCAGACCCAUGAAGAAAAAUUGAAAGAAAUAAUUAUUGAAAUGAGUGAUGCGAACAUCUCCCACACUCCUCAGCUUAUCCAGCUUCAGCAAGAUCUGAGCUUGGGACGAGCUUGUAAAGAUCAAAGAAUUCAGAAAAACCAGACCCAUGAAGAAAAAUUGAAAGAAAUAAUUAUUGAAAUGAGUGAGGCAAACCUCUCCCCCACUCCUCAGCUUAACCAGCCUCAACAAGAUCUGAGCUUGGGACGAGCUUGUAAAGAUCAAAGAAUUCAGAAAAACCCGACCCAUGAAGAAAAAUUGAAAGAAAUAAUUAUUGAAAUGAGUGAUGCGAACAUCUCCCCCACUCCUCAGCUUAUCCAGCUUCAACAAGAUCUGAGCUUGGGACGAGCUUAUCGGAGAGUGGGAAGAACUUGUGAAGAUCAAAUUAGUAAGAAAAGCAACAUCCACGAUGAAGAAUUGAAGAAAAGAAGUAAUGAAAAGAGUGUUGAGAUCAUCUAUUACGAGCCUCAGCUCACCCCGCUUCAACUAGAUCCGAGCGAGGGACGAGCUUGUGAAGAUCAACGGACUAAGGAAAAUAAGACCUAUGAUGGAGAAUUGAAAGAAAGACGAAAUGAAACAAGUAAAGAAAAUAUCUGCAACACUUCCAAUAACGAUAGAGAUUUUGAAACAAAUGAAGAGUUCAUCUAUUCCGCACCUCAGUUCACCCCGCUUCAACAAGAUCCGAGCGUGGGAAGAACAUAUGAAAAUCAAAUGAUUCAGAAUAACAAGACUAAUGAUGAAGAGGUGAAGGAAAUAAAAUUAGAAACAAGUGCAAAGAACACCUACGACAUUUCUCAGCUCCACCUGUCACAAGAGCACCUAAGUAAAAGUAGAGCAUCUUACCAUCAAAAAGUGAGAAAUAUGGAUAUAGAAAAUGACUAUUCAGCCUUGUUUUCGAGUGACUUAAUACUACAGAGUUAUUUAUUUGACAAAAACAGAACACCAGAAAGUAUAGCAGAAUACAAUAGAAGAAACUAUGUAGAAAUAGACCCAGAAGAUCCCUUCAUUUUGGAAGAAUUAAGCUUAAACCCUGAUUUUAAAAGCUCCUCGGAACCACCAAACAUCCCUGCAAAAAAGAGUUACCUCAAGAGAAAAUGGAAAAACAUAAAAAAACUUUUCCAACUUCAAAGAUCAAAAGAUCCAAACCGAAAAUUUUUGUAA
Molecule: messenger RNA, 2335 nt
Organism: Parasteatoda tepidariorum (common house spider)
Lineage: Eukaryota; Metazoa; Arthropoda; Arachnida; Araneae; Theridiidae
Source: RefSeq, a predicted model, not a curated record